CAUUGCUAACUAGCAAGUAUUUCCUGCCUGUGACUGGACACAGCAAUGGACAUCGACGCGUUAUUGGAAGCGUUUCAAGAUUAUGAGAAGAAAGGGAAGAGAGAGACCUGUCCUGUACUAGAGCAAUUCUUAUGUCAUGUUGCCAAGACGGGCCAACCAUUGAUCCCGUGGUCACAGUUCAAAACAUACUUUAUGUUUAAGUUGGAAAAAGUCAUGGAUGAUUUCCACGCUUCAACACCGGAACAGAGAGGACUGCACAAUCCCAAUGUCGAGUAUGUUACCUUUGAAGAAAUGAAGAAGAGGAUCUUAAAAAUAGUGGAUGGUUACAAUGGAAUCCCGUUCACUAUUCAGCGCCUGUGUGAACUCCUUACAGACCCCAAAAGAAACUAUACAGGAACAGACAAGUUUCUCAGGGGUUUGGAGAAGAAUGUAAUGGUGGUCAGCUGUGUGUACCCUACAUCGGAGAAAAAUGGGGCAUCCAGUGUAAACAGAAUGAAUGGAGUGAUGUUUCCUGGUAACUCUUCUCUAUAUUCAGACAGUCGAAAUGUGAAUGGACCGGGAACACCGAAACCACUCACAAGACCAAAGCUGUCAUUGUCGACUUCGCUUUCCACCAAUGGGCUCCCUGACUGUCCGGUCAACAGGGAGCCAGAGCCAACCAAAGAGGAGGUGGAUGAGCACUGUGUCAGUGAAUCCUCAGUCUCAGAAGGUGCAACGACGCCAAGCAGUGGGAUAAAAAACAAACACCCGGAGGAAGAGGAGGAUUCUGACGCUGACAAGCAGGAGGUCAAGAGGCUGAAGUUUGAAGAAAAAGAGGAGGAUGAAACAGCAAGCGAAGAACAGGAGUCAUCUUGUCAUAAAGGGCCGGAGAGCUUGUCAGAGACACCAGAGUCUUCAAAAGACUCUUGUGAGGAAGAGUACAAAAGUGAAACUUCUUGUGACGCACCUAGUAUUUCAGAUGACGAUGACCUCAGCAGCACACAGACUGAACCUUCUGAAGAGGAAGGAAAUUCAUCUGAGUCCGUCCACAGUCCAAAGGAUGACAGCACUGUGGACCAAGCUGAGCAGCCAGCUUCAUCAGAGCAGAGUACGAGCUUUGAGCAGGACAGUGGGGAGAACAGCAGCAGCAGCAGCAGCAGCAGCAGUAGUGAUGGAGAGGGCUUAACCAGUGACAAGCAGGUCCCCUCUUCCAGUAGUUCACCUGACUUGUCAACAGAGGGUGGUGCUGACAUUUCAAAAGGCGCAGAGACUGCAAUAGAGCCUGAGGAACAUGACUAACUUGAAGGCCAGAUUGCCAACUGACUUUUUUUUACACUGUAUGAUACCGCACCAAGGGUAUAUCUGUAGCACUGUGGACCUUUAGGCUUCAGGACCAGGAGUGAUGUGGACCUCGAGAUUCCUCACAAGGAUCUUUUUGUCCUCUUCCGUUUCAACUUCUCAAGGCCACACGCCACCUGGUCUUUCAACUGGAAAGAGAUGAUUUAAAAAUGAUUAUGGAGACUGCCUUUUACACUGUUGACUAGACGUUUUUCUAAUCUUUUUAUCUUGAUUUUUAUAUUGGAACAUUAUAAUUUAACCUUGAUAACUGAUGUAUUCAGUAAUUUCAUUACUCAUUUGGCAUGUAUUUCCAAACAGAUACAUUUGACAGAGUUGUGUUUUUGCCUAAGCACAGUUGUUUUGAAGAUCUUUUUGAUGAAUGUGUCUCUCUCCAGGUGAAUGAGGACACCUGCCAUUGAGAACGUGAAGCAACGCUUCACAAAUGUCUGCUUUUUCUAUGAAGCACAUCCCAUGAAAUCUAUUUCUUAUUAAUAUUAUCUUGCACUUGUUAACACUGACCCCUUGAAGGAUGUGGAAAAUGUCAUAGUUUUGCUUUGUCACUGUAUGAAGCCACUAAAACACAAUAUUGCCAGUUUGGUUAGAUAGAAUAUUGGUUUGACUUAAGGGCAGCCAUUUCUGCAUCACACUCUGUAAACAAAACACAAGGUACUUUUACACUUUCUGUAUGUCAUACCUUAGUUGUGCAGCUGUCACUUUUGAUAAUUAGGGUUUUUACAGUACAUAUCUGUAAAUCAGUUUUUGUAGACUUGUAAUACAUGUCCACUGCCUUCGUAAAACUGAUAAUCGCUGGAAAUUGAAGGCUUCAGCUUGUACCAUAGUACUCAUGGAAAGCAAUAAAUGCUAAAAUUUGAA
Stegastes partitus (bicolor damselfish) is the source of this 2190-nucleotide messenger RNA. RefSeq names its product serine/threonine-protein phosphatase 4 regulatory subunit 2-A. Bases 46 to 1278 code for a protein of 410 amino acids. NCBI's taxonomy places the organism in Eukaryota, Metazoa, Chordata, Actinopteri, Pomacentridae. The record is from RefSeq and is a predicted model, not a curated record. The transcript is spliced from 9 exons. Gene Ontology annotation, molecular function: protein phosphatase regulator activity. Gene Ontology annotation, cellular component: cytoplasm; protein phosphatase 4 complex; nucleus.